AUGUACACCAAGAACGCAAUGAAGGCCCGUAGGAAGACCGCCCGUGAGAAGAGCGCCUGGGGCGAGGGCGGCAGGCGCGAGGAGGUGGCGCCGCUGUUCGACGACAGGGCGUGCCUGUUGCGGCUGCAAGCGGCGGGCGGGGUGCAUUCAAUGCCUACCGCGUGUCCUGCGUGCGACAGGAAGGGUUCGAUGGUGGGCCCCAUGCCCCGCCCCGGCAAGAACUCUGGCAUGCUCUACUACAGGUGCCACGGUGCAUGCGAGAGGUGCGGCGCGUGGCACAACGUGCUGAAGUUCUCCAAGCUGCCCCUGACGAAGAUGACCGUGGGCCAGACGCAUUUCGUCCUCCACGGCUUCUGCGACCUGACUAAGCAGACGGGCAAGCUCGUCGCGGCGGUCCGCGCUGCCAUAGCGGCUGCGUCGGUGAAGGAGUCUUCGCGCAUCCGCCUCGGCGGCGAUCUCGAGGCCGACGAGCGCGGCUUGCGACUCGCGCACAUCAGCCCGAACAAUAGGAACUUCGCCCAGCCGGUCGUCAAGAAGAAGCCGCCAUAUUGGCUGCUAUACCUCCGCGUGAUCGGCAUGAGGCGCCGCGCUGGCGGGAAGAUGAUCGUGAAGUUUCUGGGGGACAAGCUGGUGCGCCCGAAGGGGGGGCCGCCGCCGCUCUCGGAGAAGGAGCUCAUCGACUGCAGGAUCCUCGAGCGCGCUGCGAAGGGCAGCGUCAUCUUCACAGACGGCGCGAAGGCGUACGGAACGAUCAUCAAGAAACACUUCAAGGGGGAGCUCUACAGCCGCCAGGUCGCUCAUAACAGGAUGCAGUUCGUGAGGCGGGUCACGACGCCGUCUGGGCACUCGAAGAUGGCGGGUACCCAGUCGAUCGACGGCACGUGGAAGCAUCUGCAGAAGCACAUCCCGCAGAGCCUCCACACGAAGAAGGGCCGCAAGAAGAAUCCGAUGAUUGAGACCUACGUCAACGAGUGGCUGUGGCGACACAACCACCGCGAGGGCAACGGCUUCAAGAUGGUGGGGGCUCUCUUCAAGGAC
Prorocentrum cordatum is the source of this 1038-nucleotide messenger RNA. The record is from the annotation of a GenBank genome assembly. NCBI's taxonomy places the organism in Eukaryota, Dinophyceae, Prorocentrales, Prorocentraceae.